AUGUAUAAGAAUCAAAUUGGAGAUGUUAAAUCUACAAAUAAUAUUGAUAACCAAUUGGCAAGGACAUUUGAUCGUCUUACCGAACUAGAACUAUUUCGAAUAGUUCUUCUUAUUCCUAGAUUGCUUAGUAUUACAACUAAUAACGGAACUACUUCGGCUUCAUCAAGGAUACCUGAAAAUCCAGUGAAAUCAUGGGAUAUUUUUCUUGCUGACGCAUUUUCAGCUUAA
Messenger RNA from Funneliformis mosseae, 228 nucleotides. The record is from the annotation of a GenBank genome assembly. NCBI's taxonomy places the organism in Eukaryota, Fungi, Glomeromycota, Glomeromycetes, Glomerales, Glomeraceae.